CCGUCGGGGCGGAGCUUCCGGUCGUCAGUGGAGGCCGGUGGAGAGCUGAGGCUGUAGAAUCCCUGGGACCGUGGGGCGUGCCAUGGCGGUGAACCUGAGCCGGAACGGGCCGGCGCUGCAGGAAGCCUACGUGCGCGUGGUCAACGAGAAAUCCCCGACCGACUGGGCUCUGUUUACCUAUGAAGGCAACAGCAAUGACAUCCGUGUGGCUGGCACAGGCGAGGGAGGCCUGGAGGAGCUGGUGGAGGAACUCAACAGUGGGAAGGUGAUGUACGCCUUCUGCAGGGUGAAGGACCCCAACUCUGGCCUGCCUAAGUUUGUCCUCAUCAACUGGACAGGCGAGGGUGUGAAUGAUGUGCGGAAGGGAGCAUGCGCCAACCACGUCAGCACCAUGGCCAACUUCCUGAAGGGUGCCCACGUGACCAUCAAUGCACGGGCUGAGGAGGACGUGGAGCCUGAGUGCAUCAUGGAGAAGGUUGCCAAGGCCUCUGGAGCUAACUACAGCUUCCAUAGGGAAAGUGCCUGCUUCCAGGAUACAGGGCCGCAGGCCCCAGUGGGCUCCGUGUACCAGAAAACCAACGCCGUGUCUGAGAUCAAGAGGGUUGGCAAAGAUAGCUUCUGGGCCAAGGCUGAGAAGGAAGAGGAGAACCGCAGACUGGAGGAGAAGCGAAGGGCUGAGGAGGAGCGGCAGCGGCUGGAGGAGGAGCGGCGUGAGCGAGAACUGCAGGAGGCUGCCCGCCGUGAGCAGCGCUACCAGGAACAGCACAGAUCAUCUGGACCCCCAAGCAGGACGUGUGAGGAGCAGGAGCAAGAAGUGGUUUCAAGGAGCAGAAAGGAAUGGGAGUCUGCUGGGCAGCAGGCCCCACACCCACGAGAGAUUUUCAAGCAGAAGGAGAGGGCUAUGUCCACCACCUCUCUCUCCAGCUCUCAGCCAGGUAAGCUGAGGAGCCCCUUCCUGCAGAAGCAGCUCACUCAACCAGAAGCCUCCUAUGGCAGAGAGCCAACUCCUACCGUCUCAAGGCCCGGUGCAGGUGUCUGUGAGGAGCCAGCACCUAGCAGUCUGUCUUCAGUCCAGACAGAAGAAGAACCCACUUAUGAAGAAGCCCCAGAGCAAGACGCUCUCUACGAGGAACCGCCACUGGUACAGGAGCAAGGGGCUGACUCCAUACACAUCGACAACUACAUGCAGGGCCAGGGCCUCAGUGGGCAGGGGCUAUGUGCUCGGGCCUUGUACGACUACCAGGCAGCUGACGACACAGAGAUCUCCUUUGACCCUGAGAACCUAAUCACGGGCAUCGAGGUGAUUGAUGAAGGCUGGUGGCGUGGCUACGGGCCUGACGGCCACUUUGGCAUGUUUCCUGCCAACUAUGUGGAGCUCAUAGAGUAAGGCCGAGGCCUGUCUUCCUUCUCCACCCGAAGAGGAGGCCUGAGAGUUAAUGUUUGACACUCUUCCAGGAAUGGAACUUCAGUGAGGACAAGGCUCCCUCAGCCUUGAGUGCUGUUACCCCAGAUGUAGCCGUAUCCCACUGCUCCCCCAAAUGCUUACCACAGCCUCCAGGACCUCCUACCAGACUUACACUUGACCCCAGUGGGAGUGGCGUAUUGAUCCAAGCUUAACCUGUGCCCGCUCCUGGGUGACCUCUGCCCAAGGACAGCAGCACUGAGAAGUUGGGGUCGCAGCAGGGACAUCUGCCUUUCUUUCUCCGUGUGGCUUCUCAGGGGUGGUAGCUGCAGCUGUUUCCUCGGGAAUCGUGGACUUAAGUCUUGACCACAGUCAGAGUAGAACAGGAUGAUUGUGACAGCGGGGGGUUUUCUUACAGGGCCCCCUCUCCCUCUCUGUCCCCGUGCCUGUGUUGUGACAGCGGGGGGGGGGGGGCUCUCUCCCUCUCUGUCCCCGUGCCUGUGUUGUGACAGCGGGGGGUUUUCUUACGGGGCUCCCCCUCUCUCCCUCUCUGUCCCCAUGCCUGUGUUGUGACAGCGGGAGGUUUUCUUACGGGGCUCCCCCUCUCUCCCUCUCUGUCCCCAUGCCUGUGUUGUGGGAAGGAGGGAUGGAACGACCUAGCUCCCAUCUCUGAGAAUGUGAAAAAUCGGACAUGGCAUAUAUCUUGGGUUCACUC
Molecule: messenger RNA, 2117 nt
Organism: Arvicola amphibius (Eurasian water vole)
Lineage: Eukaryota; Metazoa; Chordata; Mammalia; Rodentia; Cricetidae
Gene: Dbnl
Product: drebrin like
Exons: 13
Coding region: 83-1387 (434 amino acids)
Biological process (GO): regulation of actin filament polymerization; postsynaptic actin cytoskeleton organization; neuron projection morphogenesis
Cellular component (GO): actin filament; dendrite; site of polarized growth
Molecular function (GO): actin filament binding
Source: RefSeq, a predicted model, not a curated record